GUGACGCGAACCCUUCACUGUGGACGGCGUCACAAUCUAGAACACUACCAUAGCACAGUAAUUUCAUCAGGGACGCAUUAUCGCACGUAACACACUCUCCCUCAAGGCGAAUACAGUUGAUACUACAAAUACCACAGUGACUUAAUUGUUGCCAUGGAGAUCAGGAAGAUGGAAGAUAGAGGAGGGGAAGUGAUAAUCUCCAAAUACUAUGACGGAAUUCACUUCCCACCAUUGGUUUCGGGGAACGUAAAAGACCAUUUAGAGGCAGUGAGGAACAUGAAAUACAGGAAAGGCGACGUGCUUCUUGAUUCAUUUCCUAAAACUGGAACACACUGGACCUAUGACAUUCUGUAUAUGUUGAAAAAUGAAAAAGCAGAAUAUAGUACCGGCAAUAUUGUGACGCUCGACUUUGAAACAACUGAAAAAAACGAUGCCAUAGACAGCCCAAGAGUUCUGGUGUCACAUUUAUAUCCGCAACAUAUUCCGAAAUUUGUUGAAGACGAGAAAUGUAAAAUCGUCUAUGUCUACCGGAACCCAAAGGAUACAGCAGUAUCUAUGCACUCCUUCAUGAAGCGAUUAAACAUCGAGGGAUUGAAAGGUUAUAAAGGCACGUGGGAACAUUUCUUUGAAUUUUUUGCCACAAAACCAGUGCAUUAUAAUACUUGGUUCGAACACGUAAAGUCGUGGUUGGACUUCAAGAAGAAACAUCCAGACGUACCCAUUCUGAUGGUAUCAUUCGAGGACAUGAAAAAGGACCUCAGAAGCUGUGUUCAAAAGAUGGCAGAACAUCUCGGGACAAAACAAGACCCAGACUUUCUUGAUGAAGUUACAAAUAAAUGUCAGUUUAGCGCCAUGUCCAAAGCAAAAACCUCAAAUACGAAAGAAAUAGCAAUGACCAAAGACGGCAGCAACCCAUUCUACAGGAAAGGUGAAGUGGGUGAUUGGAAGAACUGGCUAACUGUCGCACAGGACGAAACGUUUGAUGCCGUGAUUGAAAAAAAUAUGACUGACAUUGAUUUGGAAGUGAAAUAUACACUGUGAUAGACGUUUCAAGGCGGAAUAUAAAAAAAUAUCCACGAGAAGUGAAUACUACCAAAUCAUUUAUUAGGAUUAACAAUAAAAUAUGUUUAAACUGAACAAAUUGAGUAUUUUUUUACAU
Molecule: messenger RNA, 1159 nt
Organism: Mizuhopecten yessoensis (Yesso scallop)
Lineage: Eukaryota; Metazoa; Mollusca; Bivalvia; Pectinida; Pectinidae
Product: sulfotransferase 1C4-like
Exons: 6
Coding region: 154-1041 (295 amino acids)
Biological process (GO): sulfation
Cellular component (GO): cytoplasm
Molecular function (GO): sulfotransferase activity
Source: RefSeq, a predicted model, not a curated record